Molecule: messenger RNA, 1708 nt
Organism: Phodopus roborovskii (desert hamster)
Lineage: Eukaryota; Metazoa; Chordata; Mammalia; Rodentia; Cricetidae
Gene: Zbtb25
Product: zinc finger and BTB domain containing 25
Exons: 3
Coding region: 8-1531 (507 amino acids)
Biological process (GO): regulation of transcription by RNA polymerase II
Cellular component (GO): nucleus
Molecular function (GO): DNA-binding transcription factor activity, RNA polymerase II-specific; RNA polymerase II cis-regulatory region sequence-specific DNA binding; protein binding
Source: RefSeq, a predicted model, not a curated record
CGCACGCAUGCAGGCACCCCAGUCCGGGUGCCGCCGGCUCCCCCAGCAGCCGGGUCACGUGGGCCCGGCGCGGGAAGCCGCGCGAGAGCAGCCCGCCGGGUGCGUGAGCGGGCGCUGCCGCGUGCUGUGCGCAGCGCGGGAGCCCGCCCCUCCCGCAAGGAGCAGCACGCCCGCCCGCCCGCCCGCCGCCGCCGCGGCGGAGUCUGGAGCCACAAUGGAUACUGCUAGCCAUAGCCUUGUUCUUCUGCAGCAGCUGAACAUGCAACGAGAAUUUGGUUUUCUGUGUGAUUGCACAGUUGCUAUUGGAGAUGUUUACUUCAAAGCCCACAGAGCGGUACUUGCUGCUUUUUCCAACUAUUUCAAGAUGAUAUUUAUUCACCAAACAAGUGAAUGCAUAAAAAUACAGCCAACUGACAUCCAGCCCGAUAUAUUCAGCUACUUGUUGCAUAUUAUGUACACAGGAAAAGGGCCAAAACAGAUUGUGGAUCAUAGUCGUUUGGAGGAAGGGAUCCGAUUUCUCCAUGCUGACUACCUUUCCCACAUUGCAACUGAAAUGAACCAAGUGUUCUCACCAGAGACUGUGCAGACCUCAAAUCUCUAUGGUAUUCAGAUUUCAACAACCCAGAAAGCAGCUGUCAAACAAGGGCUGGAGUUCAAAGAAACUCCUCCCAGUAGCAGUGGAAACCGAGCUGCGGUCCAAGGUGAGCACCCCCAGUUGCAGCUCUCUCUUGCAAUUGGGCUAGACGAUGGCAGUGCCGAGCAGCAGAGGGCCCGGCCUGCUGCCCAGGCCGUGGAGGAGCACCAGAAACCCCCGGUGUCCAUCAAACAGGAGAGGUGUGAGCCAGAGACUGCGAUCUCACGAGGCCACUCCUCCUCCUCUUCAGAAGUGACUGGCCCCUCUUUUACAGAAAACAGUAUCAAAGUCCACUUAUGCCAUUACUGUGGGGAGCGUUUUGAAUCCCGCAGCAGCCUGAGACAGCACCUGCAUACCCAUGUGUCUGGAUCUCUCCCAUUUGGUGUUCCUGCUUCCAUUUUGGAAAGUAAUGACCUUGGUGAAGUGCAUCCACUUGGUGAUAGCAGUGAAGCUCUUGAAUGCCGGGGGCUUAGCUCCUUCGUUGUCAAGGAGAAUGAGCAGCAGCCUCCACCUCCUGAGCACUCAAGCCGUAGUACAGCAGAGCCUUUACAGAUCAGUCAAGUGUCUUUGAUCUCCAAAGACACAGAGCCAGUAGAAUUAAACUGUAAUUUUUCUUUUUCAAGAAAAAGAAAAAUCAGUUGUACCAUCUGUGGUCAUAAAUUUCUUCGAAAGAGCCAGUUACUGGAACACAUGUAUACACAUAAAGGUAAAUCUUACAGAUACAACAGAUGCCAAAGGUUUGGAAAUUCACUGGCCCAGAGGUUUCAGCAGUAUUGUGACAGCUGGUCCGAUGUCCCCCUGAAAAGUUCUCGCUUGUCACAAGAACAUUUAGACUUGCCCUGUGCCUUAGAGUCUGAGCUCACACAAGGAAGUGUGGACACCAUUCUUGUCGAGUAGUAGCUUCUCCUUUAGAAUUUUUAUCCCAGUCCUGGAGAAGAUUCGUACACCAUUUUUAAAUAAUUAUUUAAUUAUUUACCUCCUCAUGGUCUGUUGACUUAAAAUAUCUGUCCCUAGUUUUGAGGUUGUACAUACCAGUUCUUAAUGACAUGGCUAUUAAAAGUAACUUUCAAAUUA